Cucurbitaria berberidis CBS 394.84 is the source of this 1922-nucleotide messenger RNA. RefSeq names its product phosphoglycerate mutase-like protein. Gene Ontology annotation, molecular function: acid phosphatase activity. Bases 293 to 1831 code for a protein of 512 amino acids. The transcript has 5 exons. The record is from RefSeq and is a predicted model, not a curated record. Gene Ontology annotation, cellular component: fungal-type cell wall. NCBI's taxonomy places the organism in Eukaryota, Fungi, Ascomycota, Dothideomycetes, Pleosporales, Cucurbitariaceae.
UGUCAUAAUGUUCGACAGACGAGCGUCCACGGAUACAUGUAUUUCGGAAAAAGAUUAUGGUCCGGUUUUCACGCGUAUCCUCAUAGCAACCGGCGGAUGGUACAAGCUGAAGAUUGCGCAUCCACAAGCGCGAAGCAUGAUUUGAAGAGUCUUGGCAGAAAGAAGUCGUGUUUGUAGUUUGCUCACACCGCCCUCCGCUUUCUUGCCGCCGAACGACUGCUUAUACAAUGCCUUCGAAGUUUAUCUGUAGUCGCUCUAGCUUCCCCUACCCGUUACCAACACCAAGUUCGCGAUGCUCUCGGCAUGGAGCAAGGCGUCCCUCUUCAUCGGCUUGAUAGCGAUACUAUACACACUCUAUCGAACCUCUCCGUCGCUACGUACCUCGCUAUGUGCAGCGACAUACCCUGCCAAUGCCGAAAGGCUCCACUCCGGAUACUUCGGAUAUGAAUGUGCCGGCAAACCUCAUCACUCGAGCUGGAGCAGCUGGUGGCAUCCAGAGCGGAGUGACGGCAUUCACGAAGGGCAUAUGGGCGCAGGGGCUAUCACCGAGCGAUGGAACAUAUUGUACCAUCUCGGUGGUAACGGACCGUGGGUCGAGAAGGUCAUAGACGUUGUCGAUGGAGGCAUUGUAGUCCCUGAAGGCUGCGAGAUCGAGCAGGUGCACAUGAUGUCUAGACAUGCUGAGCGAUAUCCUACGAGAAGAGCUGGCGACAUAGGCCAGAGAGCGGUCGUGGAACGCAUGAAGCAGAGCGGCAAGACAUUUACAGGCAAUCUUGCUUUCUUCAACCGCUGGCAACUCUUUUGGACAGAUGACUCAAGCCUUGAACAGUUGACGAGCACUGGUCCCUUCUCUGGCACUCUAGGCUCCUUUACCACUGGCGUUCGUCUACGCACCCGGUAUAAGCAUCUUCAACCGGAUCGCACCACUACAUUCUGGGCCAGCGACUCCAAUCGCGUCAUUGAGACAGCGAAGUACUUUGCCCUUGGAUUCUUCGGCAUUGACUACCAAGAUUCGAAUACGGCGGCCCUUGAAGUCAUAUCGGAGCACUUCUCGCUCGGUGCGGAUACCCUGACACCAGGUCGGACAUGCUUGGCCAACAAGAGAGACGAAGAUGAAGGCCAAAGAAAGGGUUAUCGUUUGAUGGGUGAGUAUCGAGCUACCUACCUCAGUGCCAUCCGCGAGCGCUUGCUUGAGCAAACAACCAUGGACUUUAAUGAUCAAGAGAUUUAUGCCAUGCAGGAGAUGUGUGGCUUCGAGACGACUGUACGCGGGCGGAGCGAUUGGUGUGAUGUCUUCACGCAGGACGAGUUUCUCAGCUUCGAGUAUGCACGUGACUUGCUCCACUACUAUCGUGCCGGGCCAGGUCAGAAGUACGCUGCAAGCAUGGGGUGGCUGUGGCUGAACGCGACGACCAAUCUCUUGCUCGAAGGGCCCGGAGCAGGGCCUCUUUUCUUCAGCUUCGUUCACGAUGGCGACAUAGCCCCGAUGAUUACAGCCCUCGAUGUCAUCAACGACGUUGAACACUUACCCAUCAAUCACAUCCCACACUCGCGCAAAUGGCGCAAGUCGCAAGUGUCUCCCAUGGGCGGCCGUGUCAUCUUCGAGCUACUCAACUGCAAUCAGACCAGCUCGCCAGGAAAGUUCGUCAGACUCAACAUCAAUGAUGGUAUCACCGCGGUACCAGGCUGCGACAACGGACCUGGAAACAGCUGUCCCCUGGCGCAAUUUGCAGCUAGGACAAAGAAGAAGGGAGAGGAAGUGGGUGACUUCAGAGAGCUGUGUGGGCUGGAUGAAAAUGCAGCUGGCAGGAUCACUUUCCUGCAUCAGUGAGGAUGUUUCGGGGAUGUCUGGGUGAAGCCUACCCCCCUCAAACAGCUACGAUGUAGCCUAUAUAAUAUGGCUAGGGGAAAUGAGAUGACCU